This is a messenger RNA of Canis lupus familiaris (dog), 4899 nucleotides long. It is a transcript of the gene MAP3K5, whose product is annotated as mitogen-activated protein kinase kinase kinase 5. Gene Ontology annotation, biological process: cellular response to stress; protein phosphorylation; intrinsic apoptotic signaling pathway in response to oxidative stress. Lineage: Eukaryota; Metazoa; Chordata; Mammalia; Carnivora; Canidae. The record is from RefSeq and is a predicted model, not a curated record. Bases 20 to 4120 code for a protein of 1366 amino acids. Gene Ontology annotation, molecular function: MAP kinase kinase kinase activity; ATP binding. The transcript has 30 exons.
CGCAGCCCGGCCGGGAGAGAUGAGCGCCGAGGCGGGCGAGGGCAUCACUUUCUCCGUGCCACCCUUCGCCGAGGGCGGCAGCUGCCGGAGGGGAGGAGCGGCGGCGCCGGCCGAGGGCCCGGAGAGCCAACUACCACCGCCGCCGCCGGGCAGCUUCUGGAACGUGGAGAGUGCCGCCGCCCCGGGCGCCGGCUGUCCGGCUGCCACCUCUGCGAGCAGCGCCACCCGGUGCCGGGGCAGCUCUGGUGGCGGAGGCGGCCGACGGACCACGGUGGCUUAUGUGAUCAACGAAGCGAGCCAGGGGCAGCUGGUGGUGGCCGAGAGCGAGGCCCUGCAGAGCCUGCGGGAGGCGUGCGAGACGGUGGGCGCCACCCUGGAGACCCUGCAUUUUGGCAAACUGGACUUCGGGGAAACCACGGUGCUGGACCGCUUUUACAACGCAGAUAUUGCUGUGGUGGAGAUGAGUGAUGCCUUCCGGCAGCCGUCCUUGUUUUACCACCUGGGAGUGAGAGAAAGUUUCAGCAUGGCCAACAACAUCAUCCUCUACUGUGAUAAUAAUUCAGACUCUCUGCAGUCACUGAAGGAAAUCAUUUGCCAGAAGAAUACUAUGUGCACUGGGAACUACACAUUCGUCCCUUACAUGAUAACUCCACAUAACAAGGUCUACUGCUGUGAUAGCAGCUUCAUGAAAGGGUUGACAGAGCUCAUGCAACCGAACUUCGAGCUGCUUCUGGGACCCAUAUGCUUACCUCUUGUGGACCGUUUCAUUCAGCUUCUGAAGGUGGCACAAGCAAGUUCUAGCCAGUACUUCCGGGAAUCUAUACUCAAUGAUAUCAGGAAAGCUCGUAAUUUAUACACUGGUAAAGAAUUGGCAGCUGAAUUGGCAAGAAUUCGGCAGCGAGUAGACAAUAUUGAAGUCUUGACAGCAGAUAUUGUCAUAAACCUGUUACUUUCCUACAGAGAUAUCCAGGACUAUGAUUCUAUUGUGAAGCUGGUAGAGACGUUAGAAAAACUGCCAACUUUUGAUUUGGCUUCCCAUCACCAUGUGAAGUUUCAUUAUGCAUUUGCACUGAAUAGGAGAAACCUCCCUGGAGAUAGAGCAAAAGCUCUUGAUGUUAUGAUCCCCUUGGUGCAAAGUGAAGGGCAGGUUGCUUCAGAUAUGUAUUGCCUAGUUGGUCGAAUCUACAAAGAUAUGUUUUUGGACUCUAAUUUCCUGGACACUGAGAGUAGAGACCAUGGAGCUUCUUGGUUCAAAAAGGCAUUUGAAUCUGAGCCAUCACUACAGUCAGGAAUUAAUUAUGCAGUCCUUCUCCUGGCAGCUGGGCACCAGUUUGAAUCUUCCUUUGAGCUCCGGAAAGUUGGAGUGAAGCUGAGUAGCCUCCUUGGUAAAAAGGGAAACUUAGAAAAACUCCAGAGCUACUGGGAAGUUGGAUUUUUUCUGGGUGCCAGUGUCUUGGCCAAUGAUCACAUGAGAGUCAUCCAAGCAUCUGAAAAGCUUUUUAAGCUGAAGACACCCGCAUGGUACCUCAAAUCUAUUGUAGAGACAAUUUUGAUAUAUAAGCAUUUUGUGAAACUGACUACAGACCAGCCUGUGGCCAAACAGGAGCUCGUGGACUUCUGGAUGGAUUUCCUGGUUGAAGCCACAAAGACAGAUGUUACCGUAGUUAGGUUUCCAGUAUUAAUAUUAGAACCAACCAAAAUCUAUCAGCCUUCAUAUUUGUCUAUCAACAAUGAAGUUGAGGAAAAGACCAUAUCUAUUUGGCACGUGCUUCCUGAUGACAAGAAAGGUAUACAUGAGUGGAAUUUUAGUGCUUCUUCUGUCAGGGGAGUGAGUAUUUCUAAAUUUGAAGAACGAUGCUGUUUUCUUUAUGUGCUUCAUAAUUCUGAUGAUUUCCAAAUCUACUUCUGUACAGAACUUCAUUGUAAAAAGUUUUUUGAAAUGGUGAACACCAUCACUGAAGAGAAGGGGAGAAGCACAGAGGAAGGUGAUUGUGAAACUGACUCCCUGGAGUAUGACUAUGAAUAUGAUGAGAAUGGUGACAGAGUCGUUCUAGGGAAAGGCACUUAUGGGAUCGUCUACGCAGGCCGAGACCUGAGCAACCAAGUCAGAAUCGCUAUAAAGGAAAUCCCAGAGAGAGAUAGCAGAUACUCUCAGCCUCUACAUGAAGAAAUAGCAUUGCAUAAGCAUCUGAAGCACAAAAAUAUUGUCCAGUAUCUGGGCUCUUUCAGUGAGAAUGGUUUCAUCAAAAUCUUCAUGGAGCAGGUCCCAGGAGGAAGUCUUUCUGCUCUCCUUCGUUCCAAAUGGGGCCCAUUGAAGGACAAUGAGCAAACAAUUGGCUUUUAUACAAAGCAAAUACUUGAAGGAUUAAAAUACCUCCAUGACAAUCAAAUAGUCCACCGAGAUAUAAAGGGCGACAACGUGUUGAUUAAUACCUAUAGUGGUGUUCUCAAGAUCUCGGACUUCGGGACAUCAAAGAGGCUCGCUGGCAUAAACCCAUGUACUGAAACUUUUACUGGUACUCUUCAGUACAUGGCACCAGAGAUCAUAGACAAAGGACCACGAGGCUACGGGAAAGCAGCAGACAUCUGGUCUUUGGGCUGCACAAUCAUCGAAAUGGCCACAGGGAAACCACCUUUCUAUGAACUGGGAGAACCACAAGCAGCUAUGUUCAAGGUGGGAAUGUUUAAAGUCCACCCGGAGAUUCCAGAGUCCAUGUCAGCAGAGGCCAAGGCAUUCAUACUGAAGUGUUUUGAACCAGACCCUGACAAGAGAGCCUGUGCUAACGACUUGCUUAUUGAUGAAUUCUUAAAAGUUUCAAGCAAAAAGAAAAAGACACAACCUAAGCUUUCAGCCCUCUCAGCUGGAUCAAAUGAGUAUCUUAGAAGCAUAUCCUUGCCGGUGCCUGUCCUGGUGGAAGACACGAGCAGCAGCAGCGAGUACGGCUCGGUUUCCCCCGACACGGAGUUAAGGGUGGACCCCUUCUCUUUCAAAAUGAGAGCCAAAUCCUGUGGAGAGAGAGAUGUAAAAGGAAUACGGACACUCUUUUUGGGCAUUCCGGAUGAAAAUUUUGAAGACCACAGUGCUCCCCCUUCCCCUGAAGAAAAAGAUUCUGGAUUCUUUAUGCUGAGAAAGGACAGUGAGAGACGGGCCACCCUUCAUAGGAUCCUGACUGAAGACCAAGACAAAGUCGUGAGAAACUUAAUGGAAUCUUUGGCCCAGGGGCCUGAAGAACCUAAGCUAAAAUGGGAACAUAUCACAACCCUCAUCGCAAGCCUCAGAGAGUUUGUGAGAUCCACUGACCGAAAAAUCAUAGCCACCACACUGUCCAAGCUGAAGCUGGAACUUGACUUUGACAGCCAUGGCAUUAGUCAAGUACAGGUGGUGCUCUUCGGCUUUCAGGAUGCUGUCAAUAAAGUUCUUCGGAAUCAUAAUAUCAAGCCACACUGGAUGUUUGCCUUAGACAGUAUCAUCCGAAAGGCAGUGCAGACGGCCAUUACCAUUCUGGUUCCAGAACUGAGGCCACACUUCAGCCUUGCAUCUGAGAGUGAUACCGCUGAUCAAGAAGACUUGGAUGCAGAAGAUGACCAUGAAGAGCAGCCUUCCAGCCAAACUGUCCGAAGACCUCAUGCUGUCAUUGAAGAUGCUGUGGCUACCUCAGGGGUGAGCACGCUCAGUUCUACUGUAUCCCACGACUCCCAGAAUGCUCACCGCUCACUCAAUGUGCAGCUCGGAAGGAUGAAAAUAGAAACUAAUAGACUACUGGAAGAAUUGGUUCAGAAAGAGAAAGAAUUACAGGCACUCCUUCAUCAAGCAAUUGAAGAAAAAGACCAAGAAAUUAAACAUCUGAAACUUAAGUCCCAACCAAUAGAGAUUCCGGGAUUGCCAGUAUGCCCCCGGGAUUCUCCUGGCACAAAUACUGAAGAAUCUGAACUUACUGAGUGGCUGAGAGACAAGGGAGCUGAUGAAGACACUAUAAGUCGGUUUUUGGCUGAGGAUUAUUCACUAGAGGAUGUUCUCUACUAUGUUACACGUGAUGAUUUAAAAUGCCUGAGACUAAGGGGAGGGAUGCUCUGCACACUGUGGAAGGCCAUCACCGACUUUCGAGACACACAGGCUUGACUGUAUCGCUUAGUUUGUUUCCAGCCUUCCUUGGAGAUUAUAACAGACAGAACUGAUCUUCGCAGGGGAGGGAGAAUCUAAGGGAGAGGAGAAAGAAGCUGCACUUUAAAUCCAGUAUUUGUUUACUUGUGUUAAAAACAAACAAACAAAAAGACAAAAUACACUGAAAUUUCCUAACUGCUUCUAUUUCUACAAUUCAUAAGGACUCUUUGUAAGGACUUUUCAAAAAUAAUCCCAAACGUUAGGGAUGCUUGGGAUUAUUUCAUUCUAAACAUUUUUAUGGAAAUAUUUUUACCUUAGCAGCUGUUGCACUUCGGCCAAAUGUCUCUUUUACACGAAACAGAUACAACAUUUCAUGUGAUUGUGCAUCACUGGAACAAAACCAAAAUGUGACCAUGACUUUUUAGGCUUAUGUGUGUUUGUAAGAUACUCUUAGUAGAAAUGCAUAAUUUGAAUUAUUGUGUAAAGUUUAUGUUUGUUUUUUUUUAAGUGUGCAGAAUCUGAGAAGCAAUGGUUUUUACUUAUCUGUAUUAAUUGUAAUAUUGACUCUAUUUUGUAACUUAAAUUUCUAGCCCAUAGUACCUUCAUCUGAGUUGUUUAUGUACUACUGAACUGUACCAGUUGCACAUGCCUGAAUCAUAGUAACGUUAGCUUGUUCUAAAGCUAUCCAUUGUGUCAUAUUUACUCUAAAAAGUAAAAAGACUCUUAACAUAAUGUUUGAUAGAUUCUGAAGAAAUUCUUACUUUGUUUUGACAAACCAGAUAAACUACUGCGUCAAA